Messenger RNA from Scomber japonicus (chub mackerel), 3697 nucleotides. RefSeq names its product taxilin alpha (gene txlna). The record is from RefSeq and is a predicted model, not a curated record. Gene Ontology annotation, molecular function: syntaxin binding. Bases 23 to 1738 code for a protein of 571 amino acids. NCBI's taxonomy places the organism in Eukaryota, Metazoa, Chordata, Actinopteri, Scombriformes, Scombridae. The transcript is spliced from 11 exons.
CUUGAGAAGAAGAACGUGAGUGAUGUUUAAUUUUUCCACUGAGUCAUUCACAGAAAUAUCAGAGAUGAAAAAACAAGACACAGAAGAGUCUGCCAGCCAGGCCAGUGAGGAUGCUCCACCUACAGAUGGAGCGGAGGGAGCCGAGUCACCUGCAGCUGCGAAAGACAGCGAGGACAGCAGCAGCAGCCCCAAAGAGUCUGAACCACAGACGCCACAGACAGACACACCACCGCAGAGUGACGACGCAGGAAGCGAGGUUGCAGAGGCAGCGUUAUCUCAGUGCGACAAGGCUGAAGAGCUGAGCAGGCAGCUGGAAGACAUCCUCAGCACUUACUGUCGGGAAGCCAUUUCAGACGACGCCGGCACGCUGCCCAACGGCCAAUCGCACAGCCUGGAGCUCAACGGCCUCACUAACGAGAGGGACUACAAGCCGGAGGGGGGCAAAGUCAACGGGGGCGACAGCAGAGUGGAGAAGGAGCAGAAGAAAACUCAGGAGAAGAAGAAAGUGAAGGGACUGGGUAAAGAGAUCACCCUCCUCAUGCAGACUCUGAACACACUGAGCACCCCAGAGGAAAAGCUGGCAGGUCUCUGUAAGAAGUAUGCAGAACUGUUGGAGGAGCACCGUAACACCCAGAAGCAGAUGCGAGUGCUGCAGAAGAAGCAGAACCAGCUGGUCCAGGAGAAAGACAACCUGAGGAACGAACACAGCAAGGCCAUCCUGGCGCGCAGCAAGCUGGAGAGCCUCUGCAGGGAGCUGCAGAGACACAACCGCACACUCAAGGAUGAAGGGAUGCAGAGAACUCGUCUGGAGGAGGAGAAAAGGAAGGAGGUGACAUCUCAUUUUCAGGUGACGCUGAAUGACAUCCAGGCUCAGAUGGAGCAGCACAACGAGAGGAACGCCAGCUUGAGACAGGAGAACACAGAGCUGGCCGAAAAGCUCAAGAAGCUCUAUGAACAGUACAAGCUGAGGGAAGAGCACAUAGAUAAAGUGGUAAAGCACAAGGACCUGCAGCAACAGCUGGUGGACACCAAGCUUCACCAGGCUCAGGAACUGCUGAAGGAGUCAGAGGAUCGCCACGACAGAGAGAAAGACUUUUUGCUGAAAGAAGCCGUGGAGUCUCAGAGGAUGUGCGAGCUGAUGAAGCAACAGGAAGUUCACCUCAAACAGCAGCUGUCACUGUACACGGAGAAGUUCGAAGAGUUCCAGACCACUCUGUCCAAGAGCAACGAAGUCUUCACCACAUUCAAACAGGAGAUGGAGAAGAUGACUAAAAAGAUCAAAAAGCUGGAGAAGGAGACGGCCAUGUAUCGCUCCAGAUGGGAGAGCAGCAAUAAGGCUCUGCUGGAGAUGGCAGAGGAGAAAGCAGUGCGGGAUCGUGACUUCGAGGCGCUGCAGGGUAAAGUCCAGCGGCUGGAGAAGCUGCGGAGGGCGCUCAAAGUGGAACGCAACGAGCUCAACAAGAAGGUGCAGAACCUCAGCGGUCAGAACGGCAGCGGCGGCGGUGGUGCGGCAGAAGCCCCCAUCUCCGACCCUGGAACCGACUCCCCCUCCCCUCCUCCCCCCACAGACUCUCUGCAGCUGGAAGGCAGCUUAGAGCCCAGCAGUAGCAGCCGCCCUGCCCCCACCCCCGCCCCCGACAGCACCUCCUGCUCCCACUCCUGCCACUGUGAGCCAGAACUGGACGCGGUCGCCCUACUAGAAGAGGCUCGCCCUCAGCCCGUCGUCGCGCAGGAAUGAAGCUUCUCACGAGAGAGGAGGGCAGGGGUUCCUCUCCUCCUCCUCCUCCUCCUCCUCCUCCUGCGUCAAGCCACCAAAACAAUAAAGCCACCAGCCCUGCAAGCCACUACACCUCCUGCUGGAUGAAGCUGAUGUUAGAAUUGCUGGUCUAGAAGCAGAUCAGUCAGUCAUACACCUUUUUUUUAUAUGUUUUAGGCAGAAUAAUCAGCCCUGCGGUCCUGCUCGUACAACUCGGCAGGCUUUAAUAAGGCGAUGGGAAGAUUGUGCCUCAUCUGUCAGUACAUGUACAUGCACAUUAGAACUCAAAUACUGCAAAUAUAACCACAUUAAGAUAGUUUGAUUUAAAGCAUUUCCCCAAUAAUCACAUUCUUAACUUUAUAUAUAAGAGUUUGGUGAACAUCCUCAAGCCUAAAGGAAACAUCUUAUCACUACACUAUAGAAGAAGAAAAGGAAGUGAUUGUAUUCGGUGCUUCAUUCACAAUGUCAUUCAUUAGUUGCAAAAUAAUUAAUGCUGACGCCCCAAAAAGCUUACAUAGACAUGCUGCUUUCAGUCUACACACUGACACUCAUCAGAUUCAUGGUGUAAACAUAUCACAGCUUGUUAUCUUUCUCAAUUUCAACCUCAUUUUACACGAUCAGUAAUAAUCUACUUAUCAUGGUGCGUGUAAAUGCACUGACCGCCUCUAAUGUUGUGAUGUUUUUACUUCACAUUCCCCCCUCCCCCUUUUUUUUUUUGACCACAGAACAGCUUGGCGAGUCAUCAGAGGCUGAAUGAUUGGUAUAGGUGUGUGUGUGUGUAGGUGUGUGUGUCAUUUGCAUUUUUUCAGUGUGGUUGAAAGGGGUUCCAUUCAUAGCUUCGCAGUAUUGUAAAAGGUGAAGUCUUAACAGAGAUGUCAAAUAAUUUAGUCAGUAUAAUUCUUAAUAACAUUAAAAAAAAAUUACCAUCUUACAUAUCCUGUUAAAUUAUUGAAGGAAAUUUCUCACUGUCUUUUUUUUUUUUUUCUCUCAUUCCGUUUUCAAUUGUUACUCUUUUAGGGGAACAUUCCUUUAAUUUUCUUGUUUGCAUUACACUUCUUUCAUUGAGGUCUGUAUUUAUUGUUUGAAGCAUAAUCUCUGUGUAUCUUUUUAAAGAGCACCACUGUAUAAAAAAGGUUUAUUUUGUAUUAAUUUACAUAAUUUAAAUGUGAAGUUUUCAUUCCUGACCUUUCUGACUUCCGUUUUUCUCAUCGCUACAUGUUUGUUUCUUACAUGUUCUGCAGUCAGCUUACAACCUCGCAAUGAUGACCACUUUAAAAUCCAUCUUCGUAAGUGUGUGUGAAUAUGUGUGUGUGUGUGUGUCACUCACUUGGCUAUGAUUGUCUCAUCCCCAACUCCUCCCUGGGUAAUUGCAGUAGCUAGUAAUCAGGUUUUAACAAAGAGAAUGUUCAAGGACCUCUAUGCAACGCUUUGCCUCCUGGUUUUAUUCUGUGGCAGUCUGAACUGACAAGCACUUAACUGAGAAUGUAUACUCAUCAUAUCCACUGUCCUGCAUGGAUGUACUCUAACAACACAUCUCACAGCAGAACUCUAUUUUUUUUUUUCCCUGCUUAAGUUUGAAGCCUGUUAUUUAAACGUAACACCAUGCGUCUCCUCCCCCCGGUGCUUCUAAAAGUUGCAGCAUCUGAGCCGAAACGCGGAAGGAAAACUGAGAGCGAAUGUGUUGUGGGUCUUCUGAGUGGUUGUUUCUCUUCACACAUUCAUUCUUAUGUACUACUUUAAUAUGUAGCACUGGUAACAAGGUGAUAACUUCAGUAGAAAUGGCGAACUUUAUUUCUUCCAUUGUACCUCCGGUCCUGCAGUGGUGAUGGAGGUUCAUUGACCAUGAGAAGGAACCAAAGAUGUUUCCUUUUUUUUUUUUUUGUCUUUUGCAGUACUUUUAUCUGGCCCUGUAUAUUUUGUUUCUUGUUAAAUAAAAGAUGU